Nerophis ophidion (straightnose pipefish) is the source of this 5777-nucleotide messenger RNA. It is a transcript of the gene inpp5f, whose product is annotated as inositol polyphosphate-5-phosphatase F. The coding region runs from base 370 to 3744 and encodes 1124 amino acids. The record is from RefSeq and is a predicted model, not a curated record. Gene Ontology annotation, biological process: phosphatidylinositol dephosphorylation; regulation of endocytic recycling. Gene Ontology annotation, cellular component: early endosome; clathrin-coated endocytic vesicle. NCBI's taxonomy places the organism in Eukaryota, Metazoa, Chordata, Actinopteri, Syngnathiformes, Syngnathidae. The transcript has 20 exons. Gene Ontology annotation, molecular function: phosphatidylinositol-4-phosphate phosphatase activity.
GUCACGUGUUAUUGUUUGGAGCAGGAAACUGGUGCCUCCUUGAUGGCUUCGGCAGCAGUUUACCGACACACGUCCUUGUUUGUUUACGCCUUAUUUCCGUCCAACCCGACUGUGGGGAGGAAUGUGUGUCCAGUGGUGGAGGAAAUGAACCGACAAUAUGCGUGCAAGUGGAGCAAACACAGCCGAGGCGGAUCCAGCUGCUGCUAGCUGGCUAAGUAGCUAGUAGCGGCACAGUAGCUGAGCAGCCGGAGCGAGCUAGCAGUAGUUAGCCUGACGCUGCCCGGCUCACUACUGUCCACCCCACGUUGACAGUUCUCACGGUUGUUCCUCUUGUUCGUGGCUUAUUUCGUGGAAGGGCGAGGGGCACAAAUGGAGCUGUUCCAAGCCAAAGACGAUUAUAUUCUUCAGAACGGGGACUCUGCUCUUUGGUGUAGCCGAAAAGACGGCACCAUGUCAAUCAGACCUGCAACAGACUUGCUGCUUGCCUGGAACCCAGUAUGUUUGGGUCUAGUGGAAGGUAUCAUUGGAAAAAUACAGCUUCACACAGAUCUUCCUCUUGGUCUUGUAUUAAUCCGACAGAAAGCACUUGUUGGCCAUUUGCCAGGCAACCACAAAGUCUACAAGAUCAUCAAGAUAGCUGUCAUUCCGCUGUCUGAUGAAGAGCCUCAGGAGCUGGAGCUGGAGUUUUGCAAAAAGCAUCACUUUGGAAUUGACAAAUCAGAGAAACUGGUUCAGUCUCCUGAUGAAUCGAAGUUGAUGAAAACGUUAAGUCAGAUCAAAUCUAAUGUGGCUGUUCCCAUCAAGAAAAAGUAUUCCCCUGCCUUUCAGGUAAAGGAAAACAAAGAGAAGGAACGUCUAGAGAGGAGGCUGCUUGACGAACUGUACAAAAUAUUUGAGGACUCUGACUCCUUCUACUAUAGUUCUACCUAUGACCUGACAAACAGUGUGCAGCGCCAAGGAGACUUGCAUGGAUCAAAUGUGCCCCUCUGGAAACAGGUGGACGACCGUUUCUUCUGGAACAAACACAUGAUUCAAGAUCUCAUAGACCUACAGAUCCCAGAAAUAGACUUUUGGGUGAUACCAAUUAUCCAAGGCUUUGUCCAAGUGGAGGAACUUGUCGUGAAUUAUGAUACCUCUGAUGAUGAGCGGAGUAGCCCAGAAACCCCACCACAGGAGGUAACUUGUGUGGAUGACAUUCAUCCCCGCUUCACGGUUGCGCUCAUCUCCAGACGAAGCCGCCAUCGAGCAGGGAUGCGAUACAAACGCAGAGGAGUGGCUACAGAUGGCCAUGUGGCUAAUUAUGUGGAGACAGAGCAGUUGAUCCACGUGCACAGCCACACUCUAUCCUAUGUGCAGACUCGUGGUUCAGUGCCUGUCUUCUGGAGCCAGGCAGGUUACCGCUACAAUCCCCGGCCACGCUUGGAGAAAGAAGAAAAGGAGACCAUGGUGUACUUUGCCUGUCACUUCGACGAGCAGCUUAAACUUUACAAGAAACAGGUCAUCAUCAACUUAGUUGAUCAAAGUGGACGAGAGAAGUUGAUUGGGGAUGCGUAUCUUAAGCAAGUCCUUCUUUACAACAACCCAAACCUCACCUAUGUUUCAUUUGACUUCCACGAGCACUGUCGAGGGAUGAAAUUUGAAAAUGUUCAAACACUGACGGAUGCCAUCUCUGAUAUCAUCACGGACAUGAAGUGGGCCUGGGUGGACCAAGCUGGAGUCAUCUGCAAGCAGGAGGGAAUCUUUCGAGUUAAUUGCAUGGACUGUCUGGACAGGACCAAUGUAGUACAGGCUGCUAUUGCUCGGGCAGUGAUGGAACACCAGCUGAAAAAGUUGGGUGUGAUGCCUCCAGAGCAGCCACUUCCUCUCAAAUGUUACAGGAUCUAUCAGAUAAUGUGGGCCAACAAUGGCGACACCAUCAGCAGACAGUAUGCCGGAACAGCAGCACUUAAGGGAGAUUUUACCAGGACAGGUGAGAGAAAACUGGCUGGCGUAAUGAAGGAUGGUGUGAAUUCAGCCAACCGCUACUAUCUGAACCGCUUUAGGGAUGCUUACAGACAAGCAGUAAUUGACCUCAUGAUGGGCCUGCCUGUGACAGAGGACCUCUACUCCAUUUUCAGCAAGGAGAAGGAGCAUGAAGAGAAAGAAAAGGAAAGCCAAAGAGGUGCUCAAGAGCAAGUCAGUCUCCUGUUGCAGACAUACAUGCAGCUUCUCCUGCCAGAUGAUGAGAAGUUUCACGGUGGUUGGGCUCUUAUCAACUGUGACAUGAGCCUGAUUGAUGCCUCAAACAAAGAUGUAGAUGUACUCCUGCUUCUGUCCGACAAAGCCUAUUACAUUGCUUUCUAUGAUGAAGAAACCGAUAAAGUCAACCAGUACCAGCGCCUCAAUUUAGAUGGCUUGGACAAGAUUGAAAUUGGUCCAGAGCCGACGCUGUUUGGCAAGCCAAAGUUCUGUUGUAUGCGUCUGCAUUACAGGAGUGAAGAGACAAGCGGAUAUUUUCACACACUUCGUGCAGCCACACGAAAUCCUGAGGAUGAUGGCAAGGAUACACUGCAAUGCAUUGCUGAGAUGCUUCGCAUUACAAAGCAGGCCAGGGGGCUGGACCUACUGGUGGUUGAAAAGAAGCUGGAGAGGCGUCAGAGCAAACCUCAUGAAGACAUAAUGGGAAUUCAGAACAAAAACUGUGAGCAGGUGCAGGGCAGCUCUGGGCUUGCUCAAGGUAAAAGUUUCCUUCUCAACAAAUUCUCCUCUCUGAACCAGAAAGUCAAACAGACCAAGACAAGCGUAAAUAUUGGCCCCUUCAGGCCCCUCGGAAAGCUCGGAAACUUUGCUAAGCCUGAUGUGAAGGUCAAUUUCCUGAAGCCGACCAUGCACGUCAACCUGUGGAAGUCGGACAGCAGCUUAGAGACAUCCGAUGGCAACAAUCCCAGCACUUUUAAAGAUAUCACUGAUGCAAAUUUUGAUCUCUCUGAUGACUCUGACUCCUAUAAUUCUGACCAAGAGCAUGCGUGCAUCAGCUCCUUUGAAAAUGUGGACUAUGUGCUGCCCAGCUGUGGCAUCGUAGCAUCAAACACUCGACUGGGCAGUCGCUCCCAGUCCAUCAGUAGCAUGGAGCUAAAUAUCCCCUCUGUUAUCCGCGUCAGUGACUGUGAAGACAAGUCCCCAGGUUCUGCCUCAAUAGCAGAAGAAGCCAUUCUGAUUGACUUUGGUACUCCUAUCGAUGCCUACUGCCACCAGUUUGUCCAGGAUGCACAGACCAAACCCGUCAAGGUGUUUGGAGAGCAGCCGUCUGCAUCUGCCCAUCCAAUUAAGCCCCCAGUGCCUGUGCAGGAUACAAGCUCAGCGGACCCCAAGCUGCCAAGCACAAAGCAGGAGGAGCCACUUCCCCCCAGGCCAUCCCAGCUCGACGUCCAAUCCACUACCUGUGCUUCCAACCUCCUUACCGUCCAGAGGUCCAGUUCUGCCAUCUCAGUAGGCUCUCAGAAAAGCCUGGGGUCGCAGAUAGAGGGCAGCCUCGGCCCUUCACCUGCUGACAGCAACGGCAGCCGGGUGGUGUCACCUUUUGCCAAGAUCAAGAGCUCCAUGGUCCAGGUGGCCAGCCUCACCCAGGCGGGACUCACUCAGAGCAUCAACUUUGCUGUGGCCAAAGUUCAAAAGAGCCCAGAGCCAGAAACAGUCAACGAGGUCCAGGAGAGUGAUUUAAAGGCAAUGUUUACACAGUGUCAGACGAGGAUCAUUCAGAUCUAGCAUUUCGCUUUUAGCAGGAGAAACUAUCUCUGUGCUAGCGUAGCAAUGGCUUAGACUGAACCUCACUCCUUAGCCAACACAUGUGGCCUCAGUUUUGCCCUUCAUGUCGGCGUUGACUCUGGAAGUGUACACCAUUCUAAUGUGACAGUGAAUGUUUACAUGCACAAAUGUACUUUUUGUUUUGUUUUGUUUUCAUCCAUUCCUUUUUUUACUGCUUGUCCCUUUCAGGGUCACGGGGGGUGGGGAGAUUGUAGUUUGCGACUACAAAAUCAGGCACUGUCAAUUUUAUAUAUCAGUCCAUAUAUUUUUUAGGGAUGUCUUGACUUUUGAAACCACUCCUGAAAUAAGUCUUAUAGAGCUAAUUAAGUUAAAAUAUGUGCAUCAAAAUUAUUUACUUUAAUGGUUAACUGAAUAAAAAUCCAAAUUCACAAGAAUGAAUGAAGCUAUUAAGUUUGAAUGAUGUGCAUGUAAACACAUCACUGUCCUUUGUUGUCCACAAAGCUCACAUGAAAGGUUAAUGCUAAAACGACCGACUUUGACAGGGCAUUAUUAGCUACAUGAUGGCAGAGCAACUCUGGAUUACUUAACAUACUUUAGAUGCCCGGUAUGUGCAGGCCACCUAUUGGUAUUUGUGAUACAGACCUCGUAAUAAACUUGACCAAAUAAUAACUCGUGUGGAUCCAAAAAAGAUGUUUAGAUGUGAACUUUUAGCCUUUGUAUAGCGGUCAGAAACUAGCAAGACAACAAAAGCAUACAAAGUUAUCACAUGUAAUAUCAAUGUUGUAAAGUGAUCUUAUGAUAUUGUACAACCUAUGACUUCACAAGACCUUAGUAAUAAUAAUCACGGCGUGUCCACAGUGUGUAGAACCUCCUGUAGGCUUUUUGUAUGCAAAGAGGUUAAAGCAUAAUAUAUAUGAUAUAUAUUUUGAAAAGAUAUGCAUUGAGUAAGAAAAACAACUGGCAAUGUUUCAUUUUUAUAAAUGUCUUUAAAUAUUGGUUAUACUAACUAUAAUGAACUAUAUGAGGUAGCGUUGUAAAUUGUUUUAUAGUUGACUAGAAGUAAUAUACAUAUAUACACGUGUGUGCGUAUAUAUAUAUAUAUAUAUAUAUAUAUAUAUAUACAUACACACACACACACACAAUUAAAAGCACUCCUAAAACAGAAAGCAUACUUGCUUUAACAGGCGAUAUUUUGGUUUGAAUCUCCAUUCUUACGUUACAUUUGGUGUACUGUAUAAAAUAAAAUGUUCAGGGUAUCAAACUGUUUUAUCUUGGAAAAGUUCAUUAAAUCCUUGUGUAAUGGGCAAUGUAAAAAUUGUUUAACAUCUGUUUUAUGUAUUUUAACACCACUGUGCAAUGAAACUGUAUUUUUUUGUCCCAACCUUACAUUAUUGCCUCAUUUUCUGGGAAAAACAAAAUAUACAGUGUCACUGUUGAGGGUUGUACUGAAUCAACUUGAUCAAGGUGGAAUAUACCAAGAUAUUUGGUCAUUUGGUUCAUAAUUACUGUUAUUUGUUUUGUGGUUGCUACAUGACUAUUAUUCAGAAGAGUGGAGCUGCCAAAAAUAUGGCCGCAAUGCAAUAUUUUAAGCUAAAGUUGUUUGAAAAAAUGCAUCAGGAAUGCAUUAGUGGGACAACUGUAAAUAAGAUAAAAUGUUAAUCCUCAUCAUUCCUCAAAGACCACAGUGCUAGAUUGUUUUAUACAUUAUGUAAUCCUAUCAUGCUGGGUGACAUUUUCUCCUUUUGUGCUUCAGCAUGCAUCUAUUCAUCUUUCAUUUUCUAUCUGUUGAGCCUAUCGACAACAUCCAACUAAAGGUCUUAUAGCAUUUGUUUAGCACCAUCUCACCACCAUGCCAUCUGCUUGUGGUCACACGUCGCCUAUUUAGCAGCCCUCAUCCACAGUGUUGACAUUAGAUCAUUAUAUUAAAGACUCAUUUAUUCUCAUCCUCUUUGGAUGUAUUACUUGAUGGUAAAGUGCACUGUAAUAUACGCCUUUGUCCAAUAUUCUACUGGAAUAAAAAGGUAUGAGUGAAA